This is a messenger RNA of Cylindrotheca closterium, 1197 nucleotides long. The record is from the annotation of a GenBank genome assembly. NCBI's taxonomy places the organism in Eukaryota, Bacillariophyta, Bacillariophyceae, Bacillariales, Bacillariaceae.
AUGGGCGAAACAGAGGAAGAAAAGAGAAUAGAAGAGAAAAAGGAAGAUCCCGCCGCCCAGGCAAAGCACGACGGCGAGGAUGAUGCGACCAAGAAGAAGCGCACGGCUGAUCGUCAAAUUACCAAGGACGAUGGAGAGGAUGACGACGACUCAGAUGAUGGCGACGCCAAGCUCAGUCAACCUUUUAAAAAGGCUUCCGAGGAGGUAUUGUCGAAACGCAAGAUUCUCAAAGUCAAACGGCCUGGUACCAAUGGUGAAUCGAAACCCAACAGUAGCAACCCCUUUGCAGCUACCAAACUGACUAGUUCCGAUGCAAAAGCAGGCGAUUCUGGUACAAAGGUCUUUGGAGGUGGCUCUGCCUUUUCGGGCUUUGGAGGAUUUGGUUCCAGUACCAGUGGCAGCUCGGCAGGAGGUGCUUUUGGAACCGCCUUUGGCAGCAAAUCUGGUUUUGGUAGUGCAUCCAGCAGCGGCGGUGGCUUUGGAGCAAAGGCAAAAGCUUCCUCUAGUUCGGAUGAUGAUACAUCAAAGCCUACUACUUCUUUGUUUGGAAAGCCGACAGGAUCUACCGGAUUCUCGUUUGGCUUUGCCAAGACAUCCACUACCAAGGAUAGCGAAUCAUCACCGGCAACAUCUGCCGCAGUGACAUUGCCCGACAAUGUCAAGCUCACCACCGGCGAAGAAGAUGAAGUCAAAAUGCACGAAGCUCGAUGCAAGUCAUUCAAAAUGGUAGCACAAAUCGAAGCCAAUGAAGCCACCGAAGAGCGCAAAGAAAGCGCAAAUCCAUCCGUCAAACCAUCGUCCAACUUUGAAAAUAAGAAUCAAGAGUCAUCCAAGUCGACUGAUGAGAAAGAAGGCGACGAAACGAAAGGACCUCAGCAUCGUUGGCAAGAAGUCGGCACGGGACCACUCAAGAUAUUGCGAUCCACGGAAAAUGGGGACAGGUUCCGCAUGGUACAACGACAAGAGUCGAGCAAAAAUGGUCCGGCCCACAAAGUUAUUCUUAAUGCUCCCUUGUGGAAAGAGGCAGCUUGCACAAAGCUUUCUGAGAAACAGUUGCGGCUGACCACCCCUGGCUCAGGUGAAUCUUCGACCUAUACUUUGAAAUUCAAGGAAGCGGGUGAAGCCACGGCGUUUUCCGAGUGCAUCAAGGAUGUUUGUUCAGAGGCCAAAUCAUGUUUUGAUGCUAGCGACGACUAG